ACUUUGAGAAGAAUAAAUGAGGCAUGUGUUGAUGAAAGCAGCAGGCCAUUCAAAAACAUUCGGUUUGCUUUCAUAUUUUUUUUAUUCAUGUGGACAUUUUAAAGACUCUUUUUCAUGUAUCUCUCUUUAUUUUUGUUUCAUUGUAGACAACAGAGUCAAACAUACUUAUAUACUGGAUGACCCAUUUGAUGAUCCUCCUCAGUUAGCUGAACUAAUUCCUCAGGCCUCCCCUGAAGGGAAGCCUCCUGAUGAGAUUGAUGAUGUACGUCUAGAGGAUGACUGGGUGCCUUUAGAUGAGACAAUGGACCCUGCACAGCUCGAGGAAUCUAUGCGUGAAAAGGAAGCUCAUUCUCAUGCAGUUGUCCUUGAAAUGAUAGGAGAUAUUCCUGAUGCUGAAAUAAAGCCCCCAGAAAAUGUGUUGUUUGUCUGCAAACUUAACACUGUUACACAAGUGAGCACAAAAUUAGUUCACUCCAAGUUCUGUGCAUCUGAUGUUCAGCAAGUUUGUGUUGCAUUUAGUGAAAAUCGAAAUUGUUGAUACAAUAUCA
Messenger RNA from Nymphaea colorata (pocket water lily), 548 nucleotides. Its product is annotated as peptidyl-prolyl cis-trans isomerase CYP59-like. The transcript is spliced from 3 exons. NCBI's taxonomy places the organism in Eukaryota, Viridiplantae, Streptophyta, Magnoliopsida, Nymphaeales, Nymphaeaceae. Gene Ontology annotation, cellular component: nucleus. The record is from RefSeq and is a predicted model, not a curated record. The coding region runs from base 17 to 538 and encodes 173 amino acids.